AUCAUGUUAAAGAGGAGGAGACUUCUUUACCAAGAAGCAAAAUUCGUUUAUCUCCCGAAAGAAUAAGGACAAUAUCUGGAGGAAGAUGCAUAUCUUGGUGGUGUUUGUGAUCAUGGUUCAUGUUUCCCAUCAUGUCUCAGCUGUGGACAUGUAUGAGGGCGGCUGGUUCCUGCUGCCUUGUGAGUUUCCCACUUUUGAAGUAGACAACGUCACUGUUGUGUGGAGCCGCUACGAUCUCAGUCCUUCCAUCGUCCACCAGCAUCAGCUGGAUGGUGAUGAACUUAAAGACCAGAACCAGCUUUACAGAGGCCGAACAUCAAUGAGCACAGACGCUCUGAAGACUGGAGACCUUAGUCUGAACCUGACAGGAUUGAGAGUGUCUGACAGCGGAACCUACACCUGCUACGUCAGAUCAGCUGGAGGACAAAGAAAAGUUGCAGAUGUACAGCUGCAGGUCAAAGAACAAUUCCCAUCCUGGGCCACAGCUCUCCUGAUUCUCCUGCCUAUUAUUUUUAUUAUUGCUGUGACUCUAUCAGUACAUUUUCGUCACUUCUUCAUGUCAGUGUAUCAGGUGAAAGUGGAGUCAGGGGAGGAGUCUGUCCUGCUGUCCUGCAAAACCCUAGUUUGUUUGUUAACAGACAUAACAGACAUCAGAGUGGAGUGGAAGGACAAUUUGAACAGAAUGGCCUAUGUGUAUCGGAACGGUUCUAAUCAGCCCAAAGAACAACACAGGCAUUAUAAAGGACGAUCAGAGAUGAAGAGAAACCUGUUAAGAACUGGAGACGUUAGUCUGAGCCUGAAACAUCCAACAGAUGAAGACACAGGAACCUUCACCUGCACUGUUUACAAGGAGGAAAAGCACCUGAUGGAAAAAAAGGUCAUCCUUAAGGUCAAAGUUCAACCAGUGGAGGUAGACUCAGGGGAAAAAUUUGUUCUGCUGCCUUGUAAAACCACAGUUGACCUAACCAAAGACGUCAAAGUGGAGUGGAAGGACAGUAAGACCAGGAAGGUCUAUGUGUAUCAUCCUGGUUCUGAUCAGCCUGAAGAACAACACAGUCUUUACAGAGGUCGAACAGAGAUGAAUCGGCUGGAACGUGGAGACAUCACUCUGAGCCUGAAGGACCCAACAUCCGAAGACAGUGGAACCUUUAUAUGCACUAUCUACAACAGAGAGAAAAACAUCAUGAUGAAGAAACAGGUGCAGCUGAAGGUCAAAGUUCAAUCAGUGCAGGUGGACUCAGGGGAAAAAUCUGUUCUGCUGCCUUGUAAAACCACAGUUGACCUAACUGAAGAUGUCAAAGUGGAGUGGAAGGACAGUAAGAGCAGGAAGGUCUAUGUGUAUCAUCUUGGUUCUGAUCAGCCUGAAGAACAACACAGUCUUUACAGAGGUCGAACAGAGAUGAAUCUGCUGGAAUGUGGAGACAUUAGUUUGAGCCUGAAGGACCUAACAUACGAAGACAGUGGAACCUUCAUAUGCACUGUCUACAACAGAGAGAAAAACAUCAUGAUGAAGAAACAGGUGCAACUGAAGGUCAAAGAAAACCUAACGGAGAGCUUUGAAAGCUUUACAGAACUAAACCCUGAAAAGGCCUACAACAUGAACAGGAGAAGACGAGGCCUUGCUCUCAUCUUUAACCAGGAACAAUUCCACCACCAACUGGGUUUUUGUGACAGGCAUGGAAGUGAAGUUGAUGCUCCCAUAUUGGAGAAAAGUUUGAUGCAUCUUGGCUUUGAAGUGAAGCUCUUCACAGAUUUAAAGAAAGACGACAUUAAUGCUAAACUUGAUAAAGCUGCAAACGCCGAUCAUUCAGAUGCUGACUGCUUAUUACUUGUCUUUAUGAGCUAUGGUGAAGAGGGUUAUGUUUAUGCCCACGAUGAUAAACUCGCCGUGAACGACAUCCCAGACAAGUUCAAAGGAACAAACUGCAGCAGCCUUGUGGGAAAACCCAAAAUCUUCAUAUGGCAGAGUGACUCUGGAACUGAGUGUGAUCGACCUUGCAUCGACACGAACCCUGAGGACAAUGAUGCAGAGGUUGGAUCUGUAAACACGCUGCCUGCUGCAGCUGACUUCAUCAUGUGUCACGCUGCUGCUAAAGGUUACGUCUCCUUUCGAAACACUGUUGAUGGCUCCUGGUACAUCCAGGACCUGUGUGAGCUGCUUCAGAAGUACGGUGAAUCGCUUGAAUUCACAGAAUUACUGACCCUGGUUAAUGCAAAAGUGUCAAAGAGGGAAGCUAGAGGCAAUUACAGAGUAAACCAUUUAAGGCAAGUACCUCGCUUUUCUUCAGUGCCCAAAAAACUGUACUUCCUCCCAAAAUAGUAACAGUUUCCUCAGCCGGAAACAGGGUGGUUGGUUUGAUGAUUCCUUAGGAAACAGGGUGCGUUACAAAGAAUUUUGCUUUUACUUGAUUAUCAGCACUGCUAUUUGUAUAAGCAUUGAUUUAUCAUCCAUUAUUCUCUGAUCUGCUCCUGAGUUGUGUUUGUGUAGUUUGAACAGAUCAUUUUUAAGGUUGUUAAGUAGUUGUGUGAUAGUAGUGAUG
This is a messenger RNA of Betta splendens (Siamese fighting fish), 2540 nucleotides long. RefSeq lists its product as uncharacterized. Gene Ontology annotation, biological process: proteolysis. Lineage: Eukaryota; Metazoa; Chordata; Actinopteri; Anabantiformes; Osphronemidae. The record is from RefSeq and is a predicted model, not a curated record. The transcript has 13 exons. Bases 86 to 2320 code for a protein of 744 amino acids. Gene Ontology annotation, molecular function: cysteine-type endopeptidase activity.